AUGAUUGCUGUGUUAGAACCCUUCUCAGACAACAGCCAGAUCAACAUGUUUAAAAGUAUGCUUGCCAUGGACCAUGCUACUAGUAACAUCAAUGGAAAAAUUUGUCUCUUUCGAAACACAGAUAUUGUUUGCACAGUGUUAGAAACCGAUGAACAACAGGUUACGUGUGAAAUUAGCCACACAGAAAUUCAGGGUACUUAUAUCAAGACUUUCGUGUAUGCUAAAUGUAAAGAUUAUCUCAGGAGGCCUCUCUGGGACAGAUUACUUCAUAUUUCUGAUACUAGAGAUACCAUUCCCUGGUGCACAGUUGGUGACUUUAAUGUCAUAACUGAUAUUGAUGAAAAAUUGGGUGGUAUUCCUUACAAUAUGAGAAAAAGUCUAGAGUUCAUUGGAGUUAUUGAAGCAUGUGGACUUAUGGACUUAGGGUUUAAUGGACCCAAAUUCACUUGGUCUAAUCAAAGAGGCGUCAAUUUCAGAAUUUGGAAGAGAUUGGAUAGGGCUAUGGUUAAUGAUAAGUGGUUGGAGAACAUGCCUCACACUAGCAUUACUCACCUCCCUUCCGUGGGGUCUGAUCACUGUCCAUUACUCCUGGAAAUGAAGGCAAGGCCUGACAACUGCAUCAAAUACUUUAUGUUCCUUAAUUUUUGGGUUGAACAACCGUCAUUUAUAGAGACAAUCACUGCCUGCUGGAACAGACCUGCUGAAGGAAAUCCAAUGUGGACCUUCCAUCAAAAAAUUAAGAGAUUGGCUUGUACUCUUAGUGCUUGGUUGAAGAUGCAAUUUGGUGAUAUUUAUGUUAAAGUUAAGGAGUUUGAGGAAAGAGUCAAGGUAGCAGAAGACAAUCUCCUACAAAGCAACACUGAGAAGCAUAGAGAAGAACUUCAUGGUGAUGAGCAUAUAGCACAUGCUGCAUGUACUCACUUUCAGCAUAUCUUCUCAAGAGAGGGAAAAAUCGUGGAUGAAAUUCCAAUGAACUGUAUUCCAAGAAUGGUCAACCAGGAACUCAAUGAUAGACUGAAAGAACUCCCUACCAUUGAUGAACUUAAAGAGGUUGUUCACUCAAUGAAUCCCAAUUCAGCUGCGGGGCCGGAUGGUAUGAAUGGAUGUUUCUUCCAAAAAUGCUGGAACAUUAUCAAAAAUGACUUGAUGGCUGUAAUUCUUGCUUUUUUCAGUGGCCAAAUGAUCCCUAAAUAUUUUUCACAUGCUUGUCUUGUUCUCCUUCCCAAAGUGAAGAACCCUAACAGACUCAAUGAAUUCAGACCCAUCAGCUUGAGUAACUUCACAACUAAGAUUAUUUCGAAACUGUUAUGUAUUAGAUUAACUCCUAUAUUACCUACCUUGAUUUCUCCAAAUCAAUCAGGCUUUGUCAAAGAUAGGAGCAUAUCAGAGAACAUUAUGUUAGCUCAAGAAAUUAUCCAUCAAAUUAAGAAACCUACUAUUGGAAGUAAUGUCGUGAUUAAGCUUGAGAUGACAAAAGCUUACGAUAGGGUUUCAUGGUCUUAUAUUUGUUUAAUCUUGAGAAAAAUGGGUUUUGAGGAGAUUUUCAUUGACAUGAUUUGGAGAAUUAUGGCCAACAAUUGGUACUCUAUCAUUCUUAAUGGCAGAAGAUAUGGUUUAUUCCACUCAACUAGAGGCCUUAAACAAGGUGAUCCAUUAUCCCCAGCCCUAUUUAUUUUAGGUGCUAAGGUGUUAUCUAGAUCACUAAACAGACUCCAUCAACAUCCUCUAUACCAUGGAUUCUAUAUGGAAAUGAGAGGACCUCAAAUUAACCACUUGAGUUUUGCGGAUGACAUCAUAAUCUUCACUUAUGGAAGGAAGGAUUCUCUCAAACUCAUCAUGCAGACUUUGGCUACAUAUGAAAGGAUCUCUGGUCAACUGAUCAACAAAGCCAAGAGCCGCUUUCUACUCCAUCCUAAUGCCUUCAGAACUACUUGUGAUAGAAUCAAAAGAUACACUGGAUUUCAUCAAAAAGAAGCUCCUAUUACUUAUCUUGGCUGUCAACUCUUUAUUGGAAAGCCCAGACUUACUUAUUUUUCUGAUCUCAUCAACAAGAUUGUGAAUAGAAUCACUGGCUGGCAAUCUAAGAUGCUAAGUUAUGGGGGCAAAUCCACCUUAAUUAAGCAUGUUUUACAAUCCAUGCCUAUUCAUAUUCUUUCGGCCAUUUCCGCCCCUUCUACUAGACUCAAACAGAUCCAAAGUAUCUUGGCUGACUUCUUUUGGGGAUGGAGGGAAGACAAGAAAAAAUAUCAUUGGUCGUCAUGGAAAAACCUUAGCCUUCCCUAUGAUGAAGGGGGAAUUGGAGUAAGGCAAAUGAGUGAUAUUUGUCAAGCUUUCCAAUUCAAACAUUGGUGGAUCUUUAGAACCAAGCAAACUCUUUGGGGAGACUUUCUAAGAGCAAAAUACUGCCAAAGAUCAAAUCCCAAAUGGGAUACGGGAGAGUCCCAAGCCUGGAAGCUGCUUAUGAGGAACAAACAUAGAGUGGAGAAGCAUAUCCAAUGGAAAAUUAGAAAUGGUUCUUCUUCAUUUUGCCAUAGAUUUGACAAUGAAACUAUCGCUGAUUUUACGACAAACGGGCAGUGGAAUGUGGACAAACUGAAUCAAUUUGCUCCUCAGAACCAACUACACAAGAUUCUGUCAACUCAACUACAACUACAACAUACCAGUUCUGACCAGGCUGUUUGGAAUCUCAACGCAAAUGGCCUCUUUACUAUCUCUUCUGCCUGGGAUAUCAUUCGAGAAAAGAGAACAAAAACCAAGUCUAAUUCAUACACUUGGAAUCGAAACAUCCCUUUCAAAUGCUCAUUCUUGUUAUGGAGAACAAUAAGGGGUAAAAUUCCUACCUAUGAGAAGCUGGCCAGCUUUGGCAUUGAACCAAGUGAGCGUUAUUGCUGUCAUUCUCCAGGUGCUGAUACCAUUGAUCACAUUUUUAACUCAGGGAACUUGGCAAAGAAUGUAUGGAAAUUUUUUGCCAUUCCCUUGGGUAUACCCACUGAUUUUCUGCCUCUGAGAAGCAUGAUCAUGAGCCUGUGCAAAUUGCUGGAAAAUUGCAUCCACGACAGCAAGGUUACUGUAGUCCAGUGGAUUAAACCACCAGAAAAAUGGGUUAAAUUGAACACCGAUGGGAGUGCAUUGAAUAACCCAGGCAGCAUAGGAGCGGGUGGUGUUCUCAUAAAUCACAUGGGAGAACUCCUCCUUGCUUUCUCUAUCCCAUUAGGCGAAGGCACCAACAAUCAGGCUGAAAUCGAGGCUGCACUAUUUGGCUGA
Molecule: messenger RNA, 3264 nt
Organism: Solanum tuberosum (potato)
Lineage: Eukaryota; Viridiplantae; Streptophyta; Magnoliopsida; Solanales; Solanaceae
Exons: 4
Coding region: 1-3264 (1087 amino acids)
Molecular function (GO): RNA-DNA hybrid ribonuclease activity; nucleic acid binding
Source: RefSeq, a predicted model, not a curated record